This is a messenger RNA of Paramecium tetraurelia, 2172 nucleotides long. RefSeq lists its product as uncharacterized. The transcript has 5 exons. Lineage: Eukaryota; Ciliophora; Oligohymenophorea; Peniculida; Parameciidae. The record is from RefSeq and is a predicted model, not a curated record.
AUGAAUAAUUAACAAACAAUUUCAAAUAACUCCAUGGGACUAGAGGAUGAAUCAUAUAAACAAGAGGAGGAUGAAGAUUUAGAAUAAUACACGAAACAAUAAAACCUAAAAUAACUAUUAAAGAACUCAGAUUCUUUAAUGUAACAGAUCAAUUUAUUGAAUGAAUAGGCAACUGUUAAAAUUAAAUAGCAGAAAUACAAAGAGGCUUUGAAAUUGCUAUAAUAAUCCGAAUAGAUGUUAGAAUUUGCUGCAAGUUGUGGCAGAGUUAUUGAUAGAAACCUAAUUAUAAUAAUUCUAUAUAAUUAAGCCUGUGCUUAUCAAUGCUAAUGGGUUUUGGAUAAAUGUUCUAAAUAUUUGGAUGGUGUUAUCUAUAACAUGGAAUUAGCCAUUAAGGAGGACGAGCAAGAUUUAGAGAACUUUGCCACUGCUCAAGAGAAGUAAGCACAGUUAGUGAAGAGAUAGACUUUUCUAGCUAAAGCUUAUUUACAAUAUACAGCCAUUUUAAGUUAAAUGGGAAAGUAAGCUUCAAAACUAAUAAAACAUAGGCAUAACAAGGCACUUCUCAAUUCAUAGAAGGCAGCAACCACAAUGAGAGAGUUAUUCAAGAUAGCGAAUCACUUCUGUUAAUCUUGGUCGUAGAACAACGGAUCUUUAGGAACUGCCACUACUUCAUAAUCAAAUAUUUCAGUCAGAAGCAAUCAAUAAGAAUAGCAAUAACAAGAUUAAGACAAAUAGAAGAAAACACAGAAGUACUAGAUGAAGGAUGAAAUUGAAUUUGGCAGGUUGGUGAUUGAUGGAGCAAAAGAUAUAUUGAAGGAUAUGAUAAGAUAAGUCGAUCUUGAAAAAAUCCCAGUGAAUGAGAAACAGUUAUUGAAGGAAGCUAAAAAGUAGUUAUAUUUUUGGAGGAAUAAUCCAGAAAAUAAUGAGAAGCAUUUGAGAAAAGAAUUAAAAUUAGUAUCUCAAAAUGAGGAAUAUCGAUCAUUAUUAGGGAUUUAGAAUUUGGCUGAGUGGAUCAAGAAUUUCAAUAUUGGAUCUAUCAUGCAUAUGGAACCGUAAGUUUAUGAUGAUUUCACUCAGUUUGGUGAGAUGAUUUAUGAAUUAGCUAAAAGAUAAAUCCUAGAAAAAGUAAUCUACUUUUCGAUUUCAUACUUUACUAUUGCAACUGAAUUAAGAUUCAUGGAAUUAGAAAAAGCUAAGUAAAUAGGUGUGAAGGAAGACAAAAUAGAUACUGAAGAGUUUAAAUUAAGUGAAAUGUACCACUUAAAAGCAAUUGAAAUAGCCUGUAGACAUAUAACUACUUAAUCUCCUUACAUCAGUCAUCUAAUAACUAGUUAUCACAAACAUUAUAAUAUAAAUUUGGAUGUAAUAAAAGAAGAAUCCAUAUUAUCCAGUACUUCUGAAAAACAACCUGCUUUUUUGUAAAAUUCAGAAACCUCUUCAACAUCGAAACAUAAUUAAAAGAUAUAAAUCCCAAUCAACAACAAUUAUAAAUAAAAUGCUAAAUAGGAUUAAUCUCCUAAAUUAACUAAUAAUUUCAUUACUACAUUUUUGAAUUCCAGAUCUCCUCCAAAAACACAAUAGCAAUCACAAAUUAAGACUAUUAUUAAGAAUUAAGCUGAUUUGAUUGAAUAGAUGAUUAAUCAAAAGAGAGGAUCUGAUCACUCGCCCACAAAUUAAAGAAAUAAUCUCAAAUAAUAAAACUAAGGACAAUUCGAUUUCAGUAUUUAUCUUAAGAAAUAGUCUAAUCCCUGUAAUACUAGCAAUAGCAAUAUCAAUUCCACCUAAGACUUCAUUAAUAGCACCAUGACUAUUUAAUUACAACCUCAUAAGAAUAACCCUAAUCUCAGAUCAAAUCCUACUUAAUAAUAAAGUCCCACAAAUAACAGCAAUUAAUUGAAAUCCUUACUUUCUGAUGUUUGUAGAACUGAAAGACAGACUGCAAUCGAGAAAUAGAACUCGCACACUCCUAUUAGUUAUAGAGUAAAUAACCGAUCUCCAGAUUCUUCCUAUAUCAAUUCUUAAAAACUAAAAUAAUAGCAAGGCCAUUAAAAUAAAACACCUUAGAAUCGCCCUAGAACAAAUACAGAAUAAUAGUAGACAUGUUUUCCAUUUAAGUUCGAGACCAUUCAAUCGUUACUGAGAAAUAAAGGAAACAUUUUAAAAUAAAAGUGA